Molecule: messenger RNA, 2785 nt
Organism: Scomber scombrus (Atlantic mackerel)
Lineage: Eukaryota; Metazoa; Chordata; Actinopteri; Scombriformes; Scombridae
Gene: tox
Product: thymocyte selection-associated high mobility group box
Exons: 11
Coding region: 402-2204 (600 amino acids)
Biological process (GO): leukocyte differentiation; regulation of transcription by RNA polymerase II
Cellular component (GO): nucleus
Molecular function (GO): chromatin DNA binding
Source: RefSeq, a predicted model, not a curated record
GCUGCAGCGUCCCUGUCCCAGCAGCACGCCGGUAUCAAAGAAGUGCGUCUAUCGGGAAGUUUGCCCCUCACAGCAGCAGUUACCGGAGCAUGAAAGCCGGUGUGUGAGUUAUAGACGAGCAUCAACCUAAACUUCACUGACUCUGUUAGCUAGGUUUAGGCUUAUUUCGUCGACUUUUUUCUCCAAAAGAAGCUCGUUUAGGCUAUAUUGAACGGUGGACGAUUCCCUGUGUGGUCAAUUAAAAAAAGAAACCCUUCAACUUUGUUUAAAAAAAAAAAAAAAAAAAAAAAAAAAAGAUAGUAAGGUUUUCUCAGUGGUGUUUGACAUCCCCAGAGUAAAGAGAAGACAGAAAAGAAAACCGAGAAGCAGGACAGCGGGGAGAAGUGGAUGUAUUUCCAGCCAUGGAUGUAACAGUUUACCCGCCUCCUCCUCAGUCUCUGGCCGCGUCAGACCACACCAGGCUGGGGCAGCUCUCCUACAACGACCCGGGCUUUGGGACCAACAAGUUGGAAGGGGACACCAUGUUCCUGGGUAUGCCAGAAGCCGGCCUUGACUUUGCUUCAGCCAAUCAGUUUCGUGUGCCGCAGCCCCCUCACCCUCUCAGCAAGGCGUCGCCUCACAACCCGCCCUCACAGCACUGGAGGAGGGACACGCACAUGGCCGACAACCACCGUCUGCCUUGGUCAUACUCAGUGGGUGGUUUGGGCGAUGAGGACUUCAACAUCCCGCCCAUCACUCCCCCCACCCUGCCAGACCACAUGCUGCCCCCCCAUCUCCCACAUGAUUCCCCCUCUGGACCGUACCACCGUCUGGACAACCCUUCCAGCUCAGCUCCACACCACCCCUACCAGAUGCAGGGUAUGGAUCUGCCCGGCAUGCCCGGUAACCAAGAUAGAGCUGGUAUGAUGAACCAAGAUGGAGGCACAUUCAGCCCUGAUGGUGGCCCAAUGACCAGCACUCUGUCUGUGAUGCAGCAGAUGGUGAACUCUGAUUCUCGGUUUACCAGUAGCCAACAGCCAAUCGAAGCGGCCCUUGGACCCAGGAGCAAAUCAGGCAUGAACCAACAGAAUCAGUUGUCCACGAUCAACCAAUCCCAGCUGGGGCUGAGCGGGACCUCUGUCACCCAUAGUUCUCCAUCACCUCCUGCAAGUAAAUCUGCUACACCCUCUCCCUCCAGUUCAGCACACGAGGACGACAACGAUGACGGACUCAGGCAUAGCGGUGUAGCGGAGAAGCGGCCAGCAGCAUUGGACAUCGCCAAGAAACCCAAAACACCAAAGAAGAAGAAGCGAAAGGACCCCAAUGAGCCGGUGAAGCCGGUGUCUGCCUACGCCUUGUUCUUCAGGGACACCCAAGCCAACAUCAAGGCCCAGAACCCCAACGCCACGUUCGGGGAGGUGUCAAAGAUCGUGGCCUCCAUGUGGGAUGGCCUGGGAGAGGAGGAGAAACAGUCUUACAAGAAGAAGACGGAGACGGCCAAGAAGGAGUAUCUGAAACAACUGGCUGCUUACAGGGCCAGUCUGGUCUCACAGAGUUACAAUGACCCGUGUGAGAUGAAGCCCCCCCACUCUUCCUCCUCAUCCUCCUCUACCUCAAUGUAUACACCCAAACCUUCAGUGUACACCGGUCACCCAGGCCAGCACCCUUCCCCCAGCUCCCUCGCCCACCCUCACUCUCUCCCUCCCCCCCAGCACCCAGGCAUGUACAUGUACCCCCACCCAUCACACCCCUCCCACGCCUCAAGCCCGGGCCUCAACCCCCACCACCUGCCCCCUCCCCACACCCAGAUGCACCCCCAGCUCCAGGCUCUGUCCUCCAGAGGGACCGUACCGCGGCCCAGCGUGCCCCACCAGGGAGGUCUAUCUCUGGGCAGCGUGGCGGCGGCGUCCACCCCUCCUCUCCAGGUCAGCCCCCCCCUCCACAGCCAGGCACACCUGGGAGGGCUGCACAGUCCACACCAUCAGCACCAGCAGCUCAGUGGACACUCGAUGGGAAUGACACACUCGCCUGGCAUCACACAGGGUUACCCUCUCUCCCUCCAGUCUGAUUACCAGCAAAUUGGAGGAGGUAUGAUUAAUAGCGGGCAAGUGGACUACCAUCAGAUGGGUCGACACACACCCAACCACCACCCCUCUCUUGACUGGAGCACUGAUUACCAUGGCAAUGGAGGUCUUCAGAGAGACAAGCCUCUGUUCCUGAGCUAAUCUCAGGACAAACUGACACCAAACAUCCACCAAGCCCUCGUACUGCCACACCGUGGAACCUCCAGCCUCACCUCCACAUGAACCCACACCUGCCUGAGAGAGCUGACCAUUCAAGUGGAUUCACAGUGGGCUCAACCAACCAACAAGCCACCUAAACCUGAACCAAACCGCAGUUCAGCACUUCAAACAAAACUCCAACAUAAAUUUAGAACAUUCAGUGCUGUGUGCAUUUUAUAAAGAUGGCAGUAAAUAUCAGGAAAAUAAUGGGACAUUUCUGUGUGUCUCACAGGACAGUGUUAAAAACAGGGAGAUAGACUUUCCUCCAGCUCCUGCAUGUAGAUCAGUUGGAUUUGUUUCUGUAAUUGGCUGUUUUGUUUUUCUUCUACUGAUCACUGCAUAGUUCCUGCAUAAGAAAUACUACCAUUUAAAAUGUUGCAGUGAGGAGAGGUGGGCAGCUCCUGUGCUGUGUACCAUGAUGAUAGGUGUAUAUACUACAGGUGCCCUCAGAAAGGGACAUUCUGUCUAACUGCUAACUUCCUGUCUGCCCCCCAAAAAUCUUUAUACCAACUCAAUGGUAAAAU